AUGCAGAACCAGAAAGAGGCAGACAAAACUGUCUUUGUGGCUAAUUUAGGCAGUUCAGCUAAUGAGGAAAUUAUUUUCGAGCUAUUUUUGCAGGUAGGCUCCCAUUGUCCACAGGCUCUACCAUUUGACGAAAUGAAUGGCAAUGAAUGUGUGGGUGAAAUGAAACCACUGGUGUUUACUCCAGCUGAACUGUCUGCCUGUCUGGGUGUAAUCAUUAGUCCUAACAGUUGCAACUAAAACGAGAGUUUCUAUUCGACAAAUUCAGGUAGGUCCUUCCCCGUUUAGUUCUGUUUGCUUCUGUUUAAGAAACGAUUGUAACAGAAUUGGCAUAAUGAAAACACCCCUGGUGACAGUGGCUGCAGCUCAAUUUAGCAGGUCUUACAGUUUGCUCUCGCUGUGGGUGGAAAUUAAUUUGUGUUUUAAGUCAAUUUAAAAUACAUGUUGGCCUAAUUUGUUUGUCUUAUUUUUCAUGAGGUAGUGUCAUUGGUUUGAAUUCUAGCAAGCCAAAUCACCUUUUACACUAAAUGUGAAGGACAUGCAGAGAUAAUAAGAUGGAAGAGAGUCAUGAUAAGGCCACAUCCAGUGAUGUUGGUGGCCACAGGUGAAAUGCAACAAAAAGGAAGUUGCACAGAGAUAUUAUUCCUUAAAUGUAAAAAGAAUUCAUCAUCUGCAUCUGGUGUUUCUAGUUUACAUCCUGUCUGUGCCUUGUUACAUACCACCAGGCUGGGCCACUGAAGAAGGUCACCAUCGCCCGAGACCGUGAGGGUCGCCAAAGGUCAUAUGGGUUUGUGUAUUACAAGCAUGCUGAAGCUGUACCCUAUGCCAUUGCCUUGCUGAAUGGCACUUGGCUCUUUGGCCGUCAAAUCAGGCUGCAGUACGGCACCGGUAGGUCAGUGUUUUUUGUCAUCAUUAAGAAUCCAUUCACAGACCGUUUUGAUCAGCUUUCAACUCACCCAUUUGGACUUAUGAAGUUUGCAGAGCAGCAAUUUAGCAUCAGGACAUUUCCAAAACCUUUUAAUUUACAAUUUGCUCUCUACAUGAAGCAGGAUGUGUUCUUAAAGUAACUGUUGUUUCAGCUGCUUAGGGAUAUCAGUGCAUUGUAGAUAGGUAGGGUGAAGGUUUUUAGGCCCUCCCCCUUUCCCCCUUGUAGGUAGCUCCCACCAGGAUGGGGGAUCUGGACCUCAAGGCACAGAGGAUGACCGUGAUGACCCUUCACAUGACACACCCAGGUGAAUCAGGCCAGACCAUGUCAUUUCAGAGCAUCUUAUUUUUGGCUAAUGUUAUGAACAGAUUUAAUCUAAUCCUUGACCAUCUGUUUAUUCUUCUUAGUGUGAACGUAGGUCUCCCAGAGUCAUCUGUGUUCCACUUCACAGGGCGUGCUGAUGUCAGCCUCUCCUGCCAGGACCAGUUCCACUGGAACAACAUGGUGAGGACUCACUGGGAAUUAGAGGGAGAUAUUUUCAACAUUCAGUACUUUGAAUGCAUUCAGUUGUGCAACUGACUAGGUAUCCCCCUUUCCUUUCCUUGUAAAACUAAUUAAGUGCUUGACUAACAGUUUUUUUUGUGUGUUGUAGGUGCAUGGCUACCCUUGUGAGCAGUACCCUCUGAGUAUCACCCCUCCCCAGCCCCACUACUAUGUCCCCCCCUCAUCCUUGUGUCCCCCUAUUGCCCCCCUGCUGCCCUGGCCAGGAUACCCCCAAUGGGCCCCUACACGACCCCCCUGUCCCAGCCAGGGUCAGGCCCCCCUGCUCCCCCUGCCUCCCAGCUCUACCCAGCCCAACAAGCAGACAGCUCACCAAAGAGAAGGGCCUAAGAGGCAGACAGCUCAGCAAGGAGAAGUGGAGCCUGCAAAGCCGCACAAACACAGAAGAAGCAGGGAGAGCAGACUGCAGAGGCGCAGGAACAGAUGCAAAAAGUGA
This is a messenger RNA of Coregonus sp. 'balchen', 1919 nucleotides long. Lineage: Eukaryota; Metazoa; Chordata; Actinopteri; Salmoniformes; Salmonidae. The record is from the annotation of a GenBank genome assembly.